Messenger RNA from Closterium sp. Yama58-4, 429 nucleotides. NCBI's taxonomy places the organism in Eukaryota, Viridiplantae, Streptophyta, Zygnematophyceae, Desmidiales, Closteriaceae. The record is from the annotation of a GenBank genome assembly.
AUGGCGGAGGAGGAGGAGCUGGCGAUGGGGUCGGACGACGACGCCGACGCGGAGAGCCCCGAGGAGAUUCUCGCCAAGAUCGACGACCGCUCGCAGCGCGUCGCGCAUUUUUUGUCUGAGGGACGAGUGCCAGAGGCGCUCAAGGCGGCCGUGAGCAAUCCUCCCAUUGCCACACGCGACCAGAAGUGCAAGGAUGCCAACUGGGAGGUGGUGCAGCGGGCGCUGGUGGCAAUAGAGGAUGUGGAUGGGGCCAUAGCAGGGCUCAAGUCGGAGGGGUGCGACACGCUCAUGCGGUACCUGUAUCGAGCACUGAGGACAGGCGACCCAUCGCUGUGUGCGCGGGCGCUGCGGGUGCAUGAGAAGCUCACGGAGAAGGCAGGGCUGGGCUGCAUCAUGCGCGUUAUGGCUGAUAGGAAGCACACCGUCUAG